Messenger RNA from Alligator mississippiensis (American alligator), 7801 nucleotides. RefSeq names its product junctophilin 2 (gene JPH2). The transcript is spliced from 3 exons. NCBI's taxonomy places the organism in Eukaryota, Metazoa, Chordata, Crocodylia, Alligatoridae. Gene Ontology annotation, cellular component: junctional membrane complex; sarcoplasmic reticulum; endoplasmic reticulum membrane. The record is from RefSeq and is a predicted model, not a curated record. Bases 464 to 1702 code for a protein of 412 amino acids.
ACGCGUCCUGCCACAGGUGCUGGCCUCGCCGCCUGGUCCGCGGGCACGGGGGCUCGCCCCGCCGCGCUGCCGGAGCCCCAGGCGGCCGCGCCGGCUUCCCAGGGGCUAUUUUUAAGCCGCCGCUUUCCCAGCCUCCCCCUGCCGGCCCUGGCUCCGUGCCCGCGGCGGGGGGGCGCCUCUCCCCUCCUUCAUAAAAGGGCCCGGCGGCGGAGGCCGGGCUCCGGGGGGUUAUUUUUGGGAGCGGCGAUGGCCUUGUUAGGGCAGCUCUGACCUUUGCGCCGCCGUAGCGGGAGCCCGGAGCGAGGGAAGGAGCCGCGGCGCGGGCGGAGCUCGGGACGGACCCGCCGCGUCCCUGGACGGGCCGGCGGCCUCCCCCAUGCGCCGCCCGGGGAGCGCGGGGCCGCCGGGACGGGCUGAGCGCGGGAUGCGGCCGGCGGCGGCGGCCACCUGAAGCCCGGGCACCAUGAGCGGCGGCCGCUUCGACUUCGACGACGGCGGCGCGUACUGCGGGGGCUGGGAGGGCGGCAAGGCGCACGGCCACGGCAUCUGCACGGGGCCCAAGGGGCAGGGCGAGUACUCGGGCUCGUGGAACUCGGGCUUCGAGGUGGUGGGCGUCUACACGUGGCCCAGCGGCAACACGUACGAGGGCUACUGGGCGCAGGGCAAGCGGCACGGCCUGGGCGUGGAGACCAAGGGGCGCUGGGUGUACCGCGGGGAGUGGACGCACGGCUUCAAGGGCCGCUACGGCUCGCGGCAGAGCGCGGCCAGCGGCGCCCGCUACGAGGGCACCUGGAACAACGGGCUGCAGGACGGCUACGGCACCGAGACCUACGCGGACGGCGGAACUUACCAAGGCCAGUUUACCAAUGGCAUGCGUCAUGGAUAUGGUGUCCGUCAGAGCGUGCCCUAUGGCAUGGCAUCCGUGGUCCGCUCUCCUCUCCGAACCUCCCUUUCUUCCCUCCGUAGUGAGCACAGCAAUGGCACGUUGCCCCAACAGGACUCCCCAGCAGCUAACCAGGAAAGCAUCCCCAUGUCCCCCACUAUCACUCGGGGAGGCUUUGCCCUCAGCCUAUAUUCAGAUGCUGAAGCUGGCAAGCCGAAGAAAGGGGGCCUCUUCAGACGGAGCUCUCUGCUGGGGAAGCUAAAGAAAUCUGAAUCCAAGACGUCUUUGGCCAGCCAGAAGAGCCGAAUCAGUUUCCUCAAGAGCGAGAGCGGCAUUAGCUCUGCCGCCAGUGAUGCUACCUCCACUGUCAGCUUGGGAGAGGGGGCGGAAGGCGAAGAGUUCCCACCCUUUGAGUCGGACAUUGAUGCUACCACCACGGAGACCUACAUGGGUGAAUGGAAGAAUGACAAGCGCUCAGGUUUUGGGGUGAGUGAGAGAUCGAGCGGCCUGAAAUAUGAGGGUGAGUGGCUGGACAAUCUGCGGCACGGCUACGGCUGCACCACAAUGCCCGAUGGCAAGAAGGAAGAAGGCAAGUACAGGUAUAAUGUCCUGAUCAAGGGUAUGAAGAAGCGAGUGAUACCUCUGAAGAGUGCCAAGAUCAGGCAGAAGGUGGACAGGAAUGUGGAGGGGGCCCAGAGGGCAGCGGCCAUCGCCAGACAGAAAUCUGAGAUCGCAGCUUCCAGAGUCCCACAGACAGCAGCACCCCAGCGGCUCGGAGGACAGACAGACUUCUGCAGGUGCAGACAGAAGAUGAAGUAGACCCACCCAGUUAUAUUUGCCAAGCAGAGUAAAGUGCAAAGAGGGAAAUGGCAGCAAUGAGGCUGUGUUACAAAUUCAUUCAGUUUUACCAAUUUAAAAGUGAAAAAUAAAAGGAGAGUUUUAUUUAGUUAUGGAGAUCCUUCAUUUUCACUGAGAGCUGGAUUUCCAUCACCCUAACUCAUGCUAAGCCAUAGGUUACUGUUUAGUUGUCACUCUGAUUUCAGCAUGCAUAGCCAUGGAAGAACUUAGCCAUGAAUGAGAACCAAAGGAUUUGACCCUUGAAUAUUUAAGAACAUGACACUCCCUCCUUUCCUACCUUACUGAUUUGCUCUGAGCCAUAAGUAAAACACUGUUCAGUGUGUGUCUCAGUUGCAGGUUUGAGCCCUAGAUUUUUAUUCACUCCUGACCCAGGCAUCUAGUCAGUCGGAGUCUGAAUAAGAGCUUUGGGAGGGGCAUGGUUCUUUCUUGCCUUUCCCCUUUUAGUUUAGAUUGACUUCUAAGGAGAUGACUUGGCCUGUUUGUCAGGCAAAGUCAGGAAAUAGCUGCAGGGCAAAAAUAUGGGAUGGGGCCUCCAUUGAAAAGCCAUCAGCUCUGGCUUCGUUUGGAAGAUCCCUGGGAAGCCAGGUGGAACCGAGGCUUCUGUGCGAAUGUUGAGCUUGAUUGUUUUUUUGCAGGGCUUGGUUGCCAUGGAGACUGUCAGAAAGAAAUAGGCAAGAUUUCAAAUGAGUGUCUUAUGAUAAAAAUAACAGAUCAGCUCUGCUGCCUGAGCUGGCAAGCGGCACCGGGCCACGCUCCUCUUGGCAGUGGGCGCUGGCCCUGACAUCAUCUGGAUGGGUCCAACACUCUCUCUACUCCUACUCAGCUUUGUAGUGCACUGGAAAAGACACUCAGAGUGCUACAAGGCCAUAAAUAAUGAUGUUCAAGCUGCAGAGCUGCCCCCCAAGAACCAGUCAGUUUAUAUAAGGCUUUUUUUAUUAUAUACUAUUUACACUUCAGAUCAAAAGGAGAUUCUGCGGUGUUUUCCAUCAGGGCUUGGAAUGUGCCUGCUGGUCUCGUGGGGGAUGGUGUCCCUUGCUAGCACAGCUUGGAAAUAAUUUCCUAUUAUGGAAAAUUUUGAGCCAGAGGAAAUAAGAUGCUACAGCCAUUUUUACUUAAUGAGUCCUCCCAUCUCAUGCAUCAGAUUAAUGUAGGUCUCAAGCCAAUGGAUAGAGGGCAUAACUUUCCCCAAGUGAUAGAUUGCUUCUGAUUGCAUUUUACCAGCUCUGCAGCUGGCAUGAAACAAUUCUUCCCCUUCCCUAACCUCAAACCUGCUGAGUUUUCCAUGCUGUCCUGGUCUGUUCAUCCCUGAGUCCCUACCUUGUAUUGUUUGCUAGAGAAGCCUUUGGUGACAAUAAAAGCUCUGCUCAGACAUUCGCUUCCUGAAUGCUCUAAAACAUUUCUGAUUACAAGCUGAUAUUGGGUCUGCUGCAAGGAGAGGAUGGGCUGACUGGCAUUAGGGUGAGAGAGCUAAGGAAAUGGAGGAGCAGAAUUGUAUCUCCUGCUCACUUUAAACUUUGUUCAUCUUUUCAAUGAACUUUUACCCUAAAUGAGUACUGUUUUGGAAGGGGCUAGCAUUUCUACUCGGGGAUUUUUUUUUAAGUCUGACUAACAUGUCUCUUCCUUUUCCUUUAAUGUCAGUGAUAUGGUGAAGAGCAAGUCGAAUGCUGUAAAUUUUGUCCGUAGAAAGUUCUGAUCCUGGUUCCACUAUGACUGACUUUCUGGCCUUGGCCAAGUCAUGUGACCUCUGCCUCAGUUUCCACAUCCAUAAGACAAGUUAAAUACCUAACAGAUGGUGAAAAAUAAUGGCAAAUUCUUAUACAGGUGCUGUAUUAUAAGUAGCAUUCUUGUAACUACAGAACAUUUCUUCUCUUUUAACACUUGCAAGUGGGCUUCUUUGCAUUCAUAUAACUAGAACUACCUAUCCUGGAUCUAUACAUGGCCCCCAAUACUGUAAUAUUGGAAUAGCUCUUAAUCUUUAAUACAGUUAUCGCUCUGAGGGAUAGGGCAGUGCCAUUGUCCACAUUUUACAGAGAGGCUAAGUGGCAUGCCCAAGGUCAUACAGGAAAGAUGUGGCAGAGCACAGAACUUAAGUUCAUGUCUCUAGAGUCCUCCCCUAGCUUUGGAACCAUUGCUUAGCAACUUGCCAGUGCCAAGACUUGAGCAGGAAGAGCCUUGUCUCAACUUCUUUUCCUUAAGUGUGCUACUCUAGUGACAUUAGUGAUGCUGCUCACAUGACUCUAUGGUUAAUGACCUAAACAGACCCAGCAGAGUUCAUCCCUCCUAGCCCAUCUCUGAAACCACUUUUAGAGUCUGAAUUUGUUCUUAAAGUUAAAAGACUUUCCAAUCCCUUUGUUUCCGAUGAGAGCUACCUGGAAUAUCUGUUUUUGGCAAUCCUCCCUACCUAACCAGUAGCCAUCCAUCACACCUUACCCAAGCUCCUCCAUCAAGCCACAGUGGUUGCUUUCCACCACCAGGCCUGGCAUGUCCUGAGACCGCUUUCUCCAUACUCCAGUGGAAUAGCCACACUGACAGCAAAGCUGAGGAAAAUUAACUCUGGAUUGAUUAUGACUUCAGGACAGAAGAGGAGUUAGCCUCCUGCAUGCAGAUUCAUCCUACUGUGCAGCAGGCAUGUUCCAAAGCAUCGAGUCUAGGGCAGGCCUUGGUAAAUGUGCCAGUAUGAAGAAUGCAGUGCUUUCCAAGGGGAAUACAUGGUGCUGCAAAUUAAAGGUUGAAAUGCAUGGGUUAGGGAGGAAGAGAUGCUGGAACUCAACAGAAAUGAGAAGGUGACUUCAAGGUGGUAAAAUGGCUUCUUUAAUGCGUUCUCUGGUAGUGACGCUACGGGAUCCAAAUAUAGAAGGAGUCGCAUUAUGUCAUGAUGAAAGCACACUGAAGUCAACAGAGCUGCCUUGCUUUACCCUCAGGCAACUUGUGACAGCAUAAAGCCCUGAUAUGAAAUGGUAAUGAGUGACCUAGACCCCAGGAGACAUCCUUGCAUCUAGGAGAAGGCCACUCGUCCUGCUCUCAGAGGAAGUAGCUCUUCUUUCUGUAAGAGUAGGAGGUCAUCAUUAUGAGCUGUGUAUUAGGGCCAGGCAGCCCAGUGUCUUUAGGAACUUGAGUAAAUCCAAGGAUCUUCACGUGUAGAUGUGAUCCUGGUUUUUCAUUGGCUUUCUACAACUCAAGGAGCCUUGUAAGGAAAUACAGUAAUAUUUGGUCUCCUCCCAGUGUUUCCAUUAUUCAGGAACUGAUCUAUCAAAAAACAACUGGAACUCUGCUGGUGGGCACCUUCUCAUCCAAACUGGCAGAAAUGAGAGUCCAUGCCUGAGACAUAGCACUAAGGGGACAGGAAUAUCUGCACAAUACUUGGACUCAAAGCCAACAUUUCAGGGUAGCCAAUAUAUUACAACUACUUCAGCUUGCAUAGGCCUACCAAGCAAGCAAGCUUUAAAAUAGUCACCUAGGGUACUACUGCUAGUAGCACUGCCACAGCAGCAUGGCUAACCAUCCCAGUAAAAUCCAGUUUCUUGCAUGGGCUUUGCUGGCUGCUCUGAUCUCUGUGCUGCCCUGGCUGUGCCACUACCAAUAUCCAAGGGUGCUAGUUUAGCGCUACCUCAGGUGUGUCCACACAAGCUGGGUCAUAUUUUGACAGCAGGGGAGACUUUUACUCAAUGACCCUUAUAAAAGGUGAUCUCUAGGCUUCUUGGCUGGGGUUAGAAACCUUGCUGUAAAUUCCUGAUGGAUCAGCUAAAGACUUGUAGUGUCUGUGCAGCAGGCGCUCCAAGUACGCAAAGCUGACGUGGCGGGUGCUGAAGACUGGGACUCUGCAGCCCUGAGAAGCUCUUGCUGUUUCUGGUCAUCAAAAUGAACCCCGAGCUGCUGAGAGCUGAGCCUUAGGGAGGCGGGUGUCUGUGCAGUUACCUCAUGGCGUGUGUGCUAGAAUGCAGGGUAUGCGCCAGCUUGUCGUGCAGAGGGUAAGCGAUCCCUUCAAAAACAGGCAGCAGUGAUGGGAUGAGAUGAGGUGCAGACUUGGCUGCUUUUUAAGGGCCCAAGUCUGGGUCUCGAUAAGAAAGGAGUGAUUUGGCCUGUUUCUUUUUCCAGAGACCUAAGACCCUUCAGGUCAUUAGCUAUGUAGUUCUUGCUACAAAAACGACUUUCCUUCUUAGCUUGCCAAUGCUUUUAAAAGGACAAAUUCAGCUCUGCAGAGGCUGCAGCCCCUUCUCUCUCUACGUGUUCUGCUCAGCUCUCUGAGACUGCCACUAGACUAGAGGAUUUGCAUCCAACUGCACAUAUCCAAUAGGACUGAAAUCAGUGUUUUUUUAAAGAGCCCUUGGCAUGGGCCUUGUCAUGUGCCCACGGUGGCUUUGGCCCUGGCUUUUGACUGCCUUGAAAGUUGUAACUUUAUAGCAGCUGACCUCCAGAAUAUAUCAAAUGACAGAGAACAUUUGUUAUCAUCAGGAAAUCCAAAUAUGUGAUAGCAAGAAAAAAUCUCUGCCACAAAUUUACCUACAGCUGUCUAACACUGUAGCACCAGAUUUUUUACUGGAGGCAAACAUGAAUAAAGAUCAGUGCAGUACAGCUUUAAGUUUAGAUCAGACCGUAUCUAAAGUACUGCAGCCUGCACAUAUAUCUUUCUUGGGAUUUAUAAAACGGAGUUUAAAGUGCCUGGCAUUGUUUCUUUAGUACAUGAUAAAGUGGCUCUCAAGAAUGCCUUGAACUAAUAAGUGAAGGAAAGUCCAGGACAGUAUAUAAAUUAUAACUGAAGGGGGUGAAGGUUUGGUUUCAUGAAAACAUGGUGCGACCCUCUUUCUCAAGGUCUCACUUGUGCAGGACUCACCUCUUGCCAGUUACACGAUUUGCUUCAAGGUUUGGAAUUCUAAAUAUAAGUCUACCCGUGCUCCAUGUGUCUGUGCGGCUACUUAGCUCUCCCUUAAAAUAACAGAAGCACCCAUCUGCUGUGACUUGAAAUGCAGCUCUCAUAUCACUUCCCUGAACUCUUCUGCCCAAUCACAUUCUUGAGCAAUGUUACUUAUAUCUCCAUGUGCUCAGCAUUUCAAAUCUACAUUACAUAGGCAGGAAUGAGUGUCUCCUCGGGGGACAGUGGUGUAUGGUGCAAAUGACGUACUGAAAGCACUGGAGUCAGCAGAGAGUCCCUGACUAAAUAAGGGAAUGCAUAGCAACGGUUUAUCAGAGCUACGGGAGAAUGCAACAGCUGAGCGCCAAGGCUUGCAGCUCUUAUCCUGUAAAACUUGAGCCCACUCAGGUGGAUCUUAGCUCCGUGUUUCUACUAAUAACAUAGUGUAUCUAUCAAGACUUUCCCAAAGCACAUGCAAUAGCCACCAUUGCCUCUAUUCCAGGGCUUUACAGUAGUCAAUAGGUUAAUCAAGCAGCAAAAGGUAACUCUUACAGCCUCUCAGAGAGAAACACUUUUUAUAACAUUCAGAAUAUCUGUGGCAGAGAGUUAGGCCCAGCCUGCGGGACCUAGCCAUUCCCACAGCCCUGGAUUGUUCAUCUCUGGGGUUUCAGUUUGGUCUGUUGUGCAGGCAGGUGUUAGCUGCAAAGUUUGUGUCUGUAUCUGAAUCUUACCCUGGCUGGAGGUGUUUUGAGUUUGGAGUUUCAGUAUUGCCAAAUCCCAGUUCAGAAAUUAGGAAUUUGGCCUAAAGUAAUGAGAUUUGACCUUAAAAUCAUUAUUUUUUAAUAAACAUAAUCAUUGGGAAUUCAUUUUAUUUGCUUUCUGGGGCAGGACCUUUAAGGUUUAACCGAGACAUGUUUUCAAGCUUUUCUUCCACAGAACUAUGCAGGGUAGAAACUCCAAUGGUCUCACGUCUUCCUAUGACGCCAGAAUCUGGUUUCUCAAGACCAUGACAAAACAUUGCAAUACUGAUGUGCCGUUCAAAUCCAUCUCUCUAAGGGAAUUUUCUUCAGUUUCAGAGGAAGACAAGCCUAUAUGCAUUCAGCUAGUUUUGUGACUUUUAAUGCUUUCUAUUGCAAUAUUUGCUUCUGGGGCAGGAUCUCACAUCAUGAAUAUGUAAUAAAUAGAAAUGGACUCUGUGCAAAAGAGGUGAG